This is a messenger RNA of Salvelinus sp. IW2-2015, 1903 nucleotides long. RefSeq names its product EEIG family member 2. The record is from RefSeq and is a predicted model, not a curated record. Lineage: Eukaryota; Metazoa; Chordata; Actinopteri; Salmoniformes; Salmonidae.
UGUAGCAGAAAUAUUGUCACUCACCAAUCAUCGCCGCUGCUAUGUGUGUUGAGCUUAAAAAGGACUGACAUCCAUAGAAGAAAGACACAUUAUCAGGCUCAACUAACGGUUUAUGGAUUUCAUGAUGAUGAAGAAAAAGAAAUUCAAGUUUAAAGUGGAUUUCGAGCUGGAUGAGCUCUCUUCUGUCCCCUUUGUCAACGGUGUCCUGUUUUGUAAAGUCCGACUCCUUGACGGCGGUUUCUCCGAGGAGUCGUCUCGGGAGCCGGUCCAUGCUAACUGUGUACGCUGGAAGAAGAGGUUCUCCUUCCCCUGUAAGAUGAGUGCCACCGCUGGGACGGGCGUGCUCGACCCCUGUGUGUGCCGCGUGUCUGUCAGGAAGGAGCUAAAGGGUGGGAAGACGUACGCAAAGCUUGGCUUUGCAGACCUAAACCUGGCUGAGUUUGCUGGUUCUGGGAACACGACACGUAGAUGUCUACUGGAAGGUUACGACACCAAGAACACCCGGCAGGACAACUCCAUACUCAAGGUUAUCAUCAGCACACAACUGAUGUCCGGGGACCCCUGUUUUAAAACGCCUCCUUCCACAGGCACAUUCAUCGGCGUCCAGGGAGAUGCAGAGAGCCUCCUGGAAGAGAGGAAGGGAGGGGACAACCAGAAGGCCUUCAUGGAGAGCCGGGAAGGAAAGUGUCCCUCUGUUUCCGAUGAACUUGGGGGCUCCUGCCAUUCCCGAACAUCCAGCUACGCUAGUCAGCAGUCUAAAGUCUCAGGCUACAGCACAGGUCACUCCCGCUCCUCCAGCCUGUCAGAGUGUACCCACCGCAGGAACACUUCUGUUGGCAGCGCUUCCACCGGCAUCGCCAGCAUCCUGGAGCCCUCUGACGACACUAGGGACAUCAGGGACCAGAGGGAGAGCAGGGACCGGGAGAGGGGAGACAGGGAAGCCAGGAUGGGGAUGAUGCCCCCUACUGCUGGGGCGUCAGCCUGCACAGCCCUGCCUGAACACCCCAACCCCACCAGUACCAUUGGUUCCUGUACAGGCACUCCGGUGAAGAGCGCCUCGUCCUGCGAACGCCUCAACAGACACCUGGUGAAGCAAGGGUCCAUGGAGGGUCAGAUGAUGAGGGUGGAGGCAUCGAGGGUGGAUGCUGAUGACGUGGUGGAGAAGAUCCUUCAGAGUCAAGACUUCACCCCCAGCCUGCUGGACUCCAGCCAUGAAGAGGAAGGCCUGCGGUUGUUUGUCGGUCCCGGAGGAAGCACUGCCCUUGGAAGCCAUCACCUGCCUACCAGGGUUGGCGCUGGUGCAUAUGAACAGGUGGUGAUUAAACGUUAGGCCUAAACCCCACCAGGAGGAUGAGUGGCACAGCUGACAUCCAAAAGAACCAUCAGUGGUUUUUAUCUUUCUUUAAUUCCAGCAAGCACAUUUUAUCCAACUGAACUGGCCUGUCAGAAAUGGACUGCAACAGCGCCCUCUGGUGUGCUUACAGACUGUGUGCACUGUCUGUAGUCCCCUGUUAGAUUAGCUCAGUGAAGUCAAGAAGAACAUCACCACGCCUCGAUCUGGGAAAGGAGUCAGACUAUUAAAAACUGCAGUUUGAGGUCACAGGAAAACCUGACCUUUUCAGCUGAAGAUCAAAGUGAUUUGGUUCUGUGUUUGUCACCAGAAUGAAUGAAGCCUUUGCUGAAGAGGAUGAUGCCAUGCUUUUUCAAUACAUUCCCUAGUUAACGCUAGUCCCCUAGUUUUCAGUCCUUUAGUUUUUCAACAAUGUUUUUUAUUUGUAACAGCCUUUUAAUGUAGGAUUUUAACUUUUGUUCACCAAUAAGCUGCUAAAAGGUUGUGUGUGUGUGCGUCAGUGGAGGCUGGUGGGAGGAGCUAUAGGAGGAUGGGCUCAUUGUAAUGAUUGGA